AUUUUUUCCUGUUGACAAACACGAAAAUUCUGGAUUUUCGCCAUUAAGAAGUGAUUCUACCUCCUCUUCUCUGGAUUUCGCAUUUGAUCUGCAGCUCCAAGCACACUUAUUCGAUCCCCAAAUACACGAAACUUAAAUAUCGGAUGGCAGCACUGCUUUUGUUUAGUUGAAGUUGGCUGAGAGAGAAAUAGAAUUCGAGAAUUGUCAACAAUACGUUGCAGAAUCAUCGAAAAAAAUGGCAGAAAGUGAGAAUGAAAAACCAACUAAAAAAGUGUAUACUGACGCUGAGCGUUUGGAACUUGCUGCAAAAUUAGAUGCCGAAUUAGACGAAUAUAUAGAUAGUUUAGAAAAGAAACAGUAUACUGAAGGAUGGCCGGAAGAUCGGUGGCAAGAAGAAAUGGAGAAACAUCCAUUUUUUAUGAAAAAUACUCCUGGUCCAGGAGAGGAGCUUUCACCAUUAAUGGAAGGCUUACAGCAACUUAAAUAUAGUACAGAAGAAAAUACUGCCGAAGAAUUAGCUAAUAAUUAUAAAGAAGAUGGAAAUUUUAAUUACAAGUAUAAGAAAUAUCGCUUAUCUAUUCUUUCCUAUACUGAAGGCAUUAAAACAAAAUGUAAAGACACAGAUUUAAUGGCUCAACUUUACAAUAAUAGAGCAGCUGCAAACUUUAUGUUAGAAAAUUAUCGAUCAAGUUUAAAUGACUGUAAACAAGCUUUAAAAUUAAAACCACAAUAUGCAAAAGCUUUGAACAGAGCUGCGCACUGUUAUCUUAAAGUUAAAGAUUUCUCACAAUGUGUUGAAUUUUGUGAUCAAAUUUUGAAGGAAUCUCCAAAUGAUAAAUCAAUUAUUGAUCUUAAAUCGCAGGCUUUAAGAGAUAAGAAACAAUGGGAGAGAGAUUUGCGAAAAGAGAAACUCAAGGAGAAGAAAAUUGAAAAACAGGAAGAUAAAGUUCUAGAAAUUAUUGCCAGUAGAAAUAUUAAAUUGCAUACGACGAAGGGCAAAGGAAUCGUAAAUUUAAAAGAUUUAGAACCACAAAUUCCACAAAUUGCUCAAAAUGUUGUUCAUUUGGAUGACAAUAAGAAAUUAAUUUGGCCAGUUAUGAUUCUCUAUCCAGAAGUAUUUCAAACUGAUUUUAUUCAAAAUUUUCAUGAAGAUUCUACAUUCGAAGAACAUCUUGAGGAACUUUUUGAAAUUCCUCCUCCAUGGGAUGGAGAUAAAAAGUACAAUGUUAGAAGUGUUAAUGUCUACUUCGAGGGACAUAAUAAAAUGAAUAUAAACAAAGUUGAUAUACAUAAAACUUUGUGUGAAAUUUUACAAAAUGAAAGGUUCAUCGUUCAAGGAGGAACCCCGUCAUUUUUAGUCUUACUCGCAAACAGUGAAGCUGAAAAGAAACUCUUAUCCAACUAUUAAAAAGUGACGUUUUUUUUUUUUAAAUUUUCUACUGAAAGACAAUAUUUUAAUCUAAUAAUAUAAUAAAAAAAGCACAAAUUUCAA
Leptopilina heterotoma is the source of this 1492-nucleotide messenger RNA. It is a transcript of the gene Dpit47, whose product is annotated as DNA polymerase interacting tetratricopeptide repeat-containing, protein of 47 kDa. The transcript has 8 exons. NCBI's taxonomy places the organism in Eukaryota, Metazoa, Arthropoda, Insecta, Hymenoptera, Figitidae. The record is from RefSeq and is a predicted model, not a curated record. The coding region runs from base 236 to 1408 and encodes 390 amino acids. Gene Ontology annotation, molecular function: Hsp90 protein binding.